This is a messenger RNA of Pogoniulus pusillus (Red-fronted tinkerbird), 8297 nucleotides long. RefSeq names its product sidekick cell adhesion molecule 2 (gene SDK2). Gene Ontology annotation, molecular function: protein binding. The transcript is spliced from 45 exons. NCBI's taxonomy places the organism in Eukaryota, Metazoa, Chordata, Aves, Piciformes, Lybiidae. Bases 716 to 7264 code for a protein of 2182 amino acids. Gene Ontology annotation, biological process: cell-cell adhesion. The record is from RefSeq and is a predicted model, not a curated record.
CCGCGCAAGGAGGAGCAGGCAGCCGGCCGGAGCGCCGAGUACGGUGGGCUCGGCGCCGCCAGCCCGCCUGCCGCGCACAGCCGGCGGCUCCGAGCCGGACCCCGCCUGCCCCCACCGCCCAGUGCCUCUGCCGCACUUUCCCCGGGUCCGUGAGGGUGCCGGGGAGCAACGAGGGGACAACCAACCUCAGUCGCCCGCAGCCGCCGAGGUGGAGAUGUCCCCAGGCAGGAGCUGAGCGCUGGGGAGGGGCCGCCUGCCGCCCCCUGCCCCUGGACCCCAAACUUUUCAGCGACUGCGGUGCGCUCGGCUCCGGAGGCGGCGGGGAUCCAGCCUCCCCAAGAUGCCCGAGAGGGCAGGAGGGGCCGGGGGCUCGCAGCCCUGCGCUUCCCGUCCCCUUCCCUGACGCGGGGUGCAACGCUUGGGGAGGGGCUCGGCUGCCGGCCCCGCUCCGGAUUUGGGGGUCUCAGCUCUGCACGUCGCCGGAGAAGUUGCACAUGGUGGGGAGCCGCCUGCGGACCGCCCCCGCCUCACGAGGAGCCUUUCACCUCUUCUUCACCGCCCCCUCCCCGAGCAGCGCUGCUGCGGGCGUCCGUGUGCCGGAGCCCCGAGGACCCCCGGGUGUCUGGAGCAGCGGGGAACGGCGCCGCAGCCACCCGGAUUAUAAAGUCGGGGAAGUUGCCCCCCCCAGUCCCCGCAGCCACGUCUCGGCGAAGCCAUGGCCCGGGUUGGGAGCUGGGGACUGCUUUGCUUUGCUUUGCUCACUCUGCCCGGCCUCCCGGGAGCUGGUGCCCAAGAUGAUGUCUCCCCAUACUUUAAGACGGAACCAGUGCGGAGCCAGGUCCAUCUGGAGGGGAACCGCCUGGUCCUGACGUGCAUGGCAGAGGGCAGCUGGCCCCUCGAGUUCAAGUGGCUGCACAACAGCCGGGAGCUCACCAAGUUCUCCCUGGAAUACCGGUACAUGAUCACCUCACUGGACCGAACGCAUGCUGGCUUCUACCGCUGCAUCGUCCGCAAUCGGAUGGGAGCCCUGCUGCAGCGCCAGACGGAGGUGCAGGUGGCCUACAUGGGGAGCUUCGAGGACAGCGAGACACAGCAGAGUGUGUCCCACGGGGAGGCGGCCGUCAUCCGGGCCCCCCGCAUCGCCAGCUUCCCCCAGCCCCAGGUCACCUGGUUUCGCGAUGGACGGAAGAUCUCCCCCAGCAGCCGCAUAGCCAUCACGCUGGAGAACACCCUCGUCAUCCUCUCCACGGUGGCCCCGGACGCGGGACGUUACUACGUGCAAGCAGUGAAUGACAAGAACGGUGACAACAAGACGAGCCAGCCCAUCACGCUGACCGUGGCCAAUGUGGGUGGCCCAGCUGAUCCUAUAGCACCAACCAUCAUUAUCCCACCCAGGAACACCAGUGUGGUGGCUGGGACCUCAGAGGUGACCAUGGAGUGUGUGGCCAAUGCCAGGCCACUGAUCAAGCUGCACAUCAUCUGGAAGAAGGAUGGAGUGCCCCUCUCCAGUGGCAUCAGCGACUACAGCCGCCGACUCACCAUCCUCAACCCCGUGCUGAGUGACAGUGGCUACUACGAGUGCGAGGCCGUGCUCCGCAGCAGCAGCGUGCCUGCCGUGGCCGAGGGUGCCUACCUCUCUGUCAUGGAACCACCACAGUUCAUCAAGGAGCCAGAGAGGCACAUCACUGCUGAGAUGGAGAAGGUGGUGGCCAUACCUUGCCAAGCCAAAGGUGUGCCCCCACCUGAGAUGGCCUGGUACAAGGAUGCCGCCCUUAUCCACCUGGAGAAGCUGUCCCGCUUCCAGCUCCUGGCGGAUGGCAGCCUGCAGAUCAGUAGGCUGGUGCCCGAUGACACUGGCAUGUUCCAGUGCUUCGCCCGCAACGCGGCCGGCGAGGUGCAGACCACCACGUACCUGGCCGUGACCAGCAUUGCUCCCAACAUCACCAGGGGUCCCCAGGACAGCACAGUGAUCGAUGGCAUGUCUGUAAUCCUCAACUGCGAGACCUCAGGGGCUCCACGCCCAGCCAUCACCUGGCAGAAAGGGGAGCGGAUCCUGGCCAGCGGCUCAGUGCAGCUCCCGCGCUUCACCCUCCUGGAGUCGGGCAGCCUCCUGGUCAGCCCCGCACACCUCGCCGAUGCUGGCACCUACACCUGCCUGGCCACCAACUCCCGUGGUGUGGAUGAGGCGUCAGCAGACCUGGUUGUCUGGGCAAGGACACGUAUCACCGACCCGCCGCAGGACCAAAGUGUCAUCAAGGGCACCAAGGCUGUCAUGAGCUGUGGCGCCACUCACGACCCCAGUGUGGAUGUCAGGUAUGUCUGGGAGAAGGAUGGGGCACCACUGAGCCCAGAAAAUGGCCCGAGAGUGCGCCUGGAUGAGAUGGGCACUCUCCACAUCUCCCAGACCUGGUCGGGUGACAUUGGCACCUACACCUGUAAGGUGAUCUCGGCAGGAGGCAACGACUCACGCAGUGCCCACCUGCGUGUCCGGCAGCUCCCCCAUGCCCCCGAGAGCCCCGUGGCCACCCUCAGCCCCCUGGAGAAACGGGCCAUCAACCUGACGUGGGCCAAGCCCUUCGACGGCAACAGUCCCUUGCUCCGCUAUGUCUUGGAGGUCUCUGAGAACAAUGCACCCUGGACUGUGCUGCUGGCCAGCGUGGACCCCGAGCUGACGUCAGUGAUGGUGAGGGGCUUGGUGCCAGCUCGCUCCUACCAGUUCCGCCUCUGUGCUGUGAACGAUGUGGGCAGGGGACAGUUCAGCAAGGACACGGAGAGGGUGUCCCUGCCCGAGGAGCCUCCCUCUGCACCCCCACAGAAUGUCAUUGCCAGUGGCCGCACCAACCAGUCCAUCAUGAUCCAGUGGCAGCCUCCCCCUGAGAGCCACCAAAACGGUGUCCUCAAGGGCUACAUUAUCCGGUACUGCCUGGCUGGGUUGCCUGUGGGCUACCAGUUCAAGAACAUCACCAACGCUGAUGUCAACAACCUGCUCCUGGAGGACCUCAUCAUCUGGACCAACUAUGAGAUCGAGGUGGCAGCAUACAACAGCGCUGGCCUGGGGGUCUACAGCAUGAAGGUGACAGAGUGGACACUGCAGGGAGUCCCCACAGUGCCUCCAGGGAAUGUGCAGGCCGAGGCCAUCAACUCCACAACCAUCCGCUUCACCUGGAACCCUCCCAGCCCCCAGUUCAUCAAUGGCAUCAACCAGGGGUACAAGCUCAUCGCCUGGGAGCCAGAGCACGAGGAGGAAGCGACGGUGGUGACAGUGCGCCCCAACUUCCAGGACAACAUCCACGUGGGCUACGUGACAGGGCUGCGGAAGUUCGCCGAGUACCUCACCUCGGUGCUGUGCUUCACCACGCCGGGGGACGGCCCGCGCAGCCCCCCCCAGCUGGUGCGCACCCACGAGGACGUGCCUGGCCCCGUGGGACAUCUCAGCUUCAUUGACAUCCUGGACACAUCCCUGAAGGUCAGCUGGCAGGAGCCACUGGAAAAGAACGGCAUCCUGACAGGCUACCGGAUCUCGUGGGAGGAGUACAACCGCACCAACACGCGGGUGACGCAUUACCUGCCCAACGUCACCCUGGAGUACCGCGUCACCGGCCUCACCGCCCUCACCACCUACACCAUCGAAGUGGCUGCCAUGACCUCCAAGGGCCAGGGCCAGGUCUCCUCCUCCACCAUCUCCUCAGGGGUGCCUCCAGAGCUCCCUGGUGCCCCCACUAACCUGGGCAUCUCCAACAUUGGACCUCGCUCUGUCACACUCCAGUUUCGCCCAGGUUAUGACGGCAAAACCUCCAUCUCCCGCUGGCAGGUGGAGGCACAGAUGGGCCAGAGUGGUGAGGCCGAAGAAUGGGGACUUGUUCACCAGCUGGCUAAUGAGCCUGAUGCCCGCUCCAUGGAGGUGCCCAACCUGAAGCCCUACACCUACUACAGUUUCCGCAUGCGGCAGGUGAACAUCGUGGGCACCAGCCCCCCCAGCCUGCCCUCCAGGAGGAUCCAGACCCUGCAAGCCCCCCCAGACCUGGCACCUGCUAAUGUCACCCUGAGGACAGCCAGUGAGACCAGCCUGUGGCUGCGCUGGAUGCCCCUCCUGGAGCAGGAGUACAACGGGAACCCUGACUCGGUGGGCUACAGGAUCCGGUACGCACGCUUGGACGGGCGAGGGCAGCCAGUGGUGCAUGUCAUCCACGACCGCGUGGAGCGGGAGUACACCAUCGAGGACUUGGAGGAGUGGACAGAGUACCGGGUGCAGGUCCAAGCCUUCAAUGCCAUCGGCUCGGGGCCCUGGAGCCAGCUGGUGGUGGGACGCACUCGGGAGUCAGUGCCCUCCUCUGGCCCCAACAACGUAUCAGCAGUGGCCACCACCUCCAGCAGCAUGCUGGUCCGAUGGAGUGACAUCCUUGAGGCAGACUGCAACGGCCUCAUCCUGGGCUACAAGGUGAUGUACAAGGAGAAGGACUCGGAUGGACGUGCCCAGUUCUGGCUGGCAGAAGGCAAUGCCUCCCGCAGCGCCCAGCUGACUGGCCUGGGCAAAUACACCCUGUAUGAGAUCCGUGUGCUGGCCUUCACCAGGAUCGGUGAUGGGGUGCCCAGCCGGCCCCCGGUCUUUGAGCGGACGCUGGAUGACGUGCCUGGACCACCUGUGGGGAUCCUCUUCCCUGAAGUGAGGACCACCUUGGUGCGGCUCAUCUGGCAGCCACCCGCAGCACCCAAUGGCAUCAUCCUGGCAUACCAGGUCAGCCACUGCCUCAACACCACUGCAGCUAAUGCAGCCACCGUGGAGGUGCUGGAGCCCAGCGCCCGGCAGUACACAGCCACCGGCCUGCAGCCCGAGGCCACUUACCUGUUCCGCAUCGCGGCACAGACCCGCAAGGGCUGGGGUGAGGCAGCCGAAGCCCUGGUGGUGACCACGGAGAAGAGAGACCGCCCGCAGCCCCCCGGGAAGCCGCUGGCACAGCAAGAGGAGGUGCGAGCCCGCAGCGUGCUGCUCUCCUGGGAGCCUGGCAGUGAUGGGCUCUCCCCGGUCCGCUACUACACCGUGCAGAGCCGCGAGCUGCCCGACGGCGAGUGGGCACUGCACUCUGCCUCCAUCAGCCGCAAUGCCACCGCCUUUGUGGUGGACAGGCUGAAGCCCUUCACCUCCUACAAGUUCCGUGUGAAGGCCACGAAUGACAUUGGCGACAGCGAGUACAGCGAGGAGUCGGAGUCACUCACCACCUUGCAGGCAGCCCCUGAGGAAGCCCCCACCAUCCUCUCUGUCACCCCCCACACUACCACAUCGGUGCUCAUCCGCUGGCAGCCCCCGUCUGAGGACAAGAUCAAUGGGAUCCUGCUGGGUUUCCGUCUCCGCUACCGCGAGCUGGUGCACGACAGCCUGCGCGGCUUCACCCUGCGUGGCAUUGGCAACCCUGGCACCAUGUGGGCUGAGCUCACCCCUGUCUACACCGUGCACAACCUCAGCGAGGUCUCCCUCACCCAGUACGAGCUGGACAACCUGAGCAAGCACCGGCGCUAUGAGAUCCGCAUGAGCGUGUACAACGCAGUGGGUGAGGGUCCCCCCAGCCCCCCCCAGGAGGUCUUUGUGGGUGAAGCUGUGCCCACUGCUGCACCGCAGAACGUGGCUGUGCAGGCAGCCACUGCCACCCAGCUGGAUGUCACCUGGGAACCACCACCUGUCGAGAGUCAGAAUGGGGACAUCCAGGGCUAUAAGAUCCACUUCUGGGAAGCCCAGCGGCAGAACGAGAGUGCACGGGUGAAGACUCUCUUCCUGCCCGAGUCCGGGGUGAAGCUGAAGAACCUGACCGGGUACACCUCCUACUGGGUCAGCGUCUCUGCCUUCAACGCCGCAGGGGAUGGGCCCCGCAGCACCCCCGUCCAGGGGCGGACGCAGCAGGCAGCCCCCAGUGCCCCCGGGUCCAUCCGGUUCAGCGAGCUGACCACCACAUCAGUGAACGUGUCCUGGGAACCACCACCGCUGCCCAACGGCAUCCUCGAGGGCUACAGGCUGGUCUACGAACCCUGCAUGCCUGUGGACGCCUCUGUCCCCGCAGGUGUCAGUAAGAUCGUGACAGUGGACGUGAAGGGGACCAGCCCGCUGUGGAUGAAGGUGAAGGACCUGGCUGAGGGCGUGACGUACCGGUUCCGAAUCCGGGCCAGAACCUUCGCCUACGGGCCAGACGUUGAGGCAAACAUCACCACGGGGCCCGGGGAAGGUGCCCCUGGCCCCCCUGGUGAACCUUUCAUCUCCCGCUACGGCUCAGCUAUCACCAUCCACUGGUCAAGCGGGGACCCCGGGCAAGGGCCCAUCACCAGAUACGUCAUUGAAGCUCGUCCUUCAGAUGAGGGGCUCUGGGACAUCCUGAUCAAAGACAUCCCCAAGGAGGUGACCUCCUACACCUUCAGCAUGGACAUCCUGAAGCAGGGGGUCAGCUAUGACUUCCGUGUCAUCGCUGUGAACGACUAUGGCUAUGGGACCCCCAGCACACCUUCCCCCUCUGUGUCAGCCCAGAAAGCCAAUCCAUUCUAUGAGGAGUGGUGGUUCCUGGUGGUCAUUGCCCUGGUAGGGCUCAUCUUCAUCCUGCUGCUCGUCUUUGUGCUCAUCAUCCGUGGGCAGAGCAAGAAGUAUGCCAAGAAGUCAGACUCAGGGAACGGCUCCAAGGCGACAGCCCUGAGCCAUGGCGAGAUGGUGAGCCUGGACGAGGGCAGCUUCCCAGCCCUGGAGCUCAACAAUCGGCGCCUGUCUGUCAAGAACUCCUUCUGCAGGAAGAAUGGCAUCUAUACCCGGUCCCCACCACGGCCCAGCCCUGGCAGCCUCCACUACUCAGACGAGGACGUGACCAAGUACAAUGACCUGAUCCCUGCCGAGAGCAGCAGCCUGACAGAGAAGCCCUCUGAGGUCUCCGACUCCCAGGGCAGUGACAGUGAGUACGAGGUGGACCCAGGCCACCAGAAAGCCCACUCCUUUGUCAACCACUACAUCAGCGACCCCACCUACUACAACUCCUGGCGGCGGCAGCAGAAGGGCAUCUCGCGGGCACAAGCCUACAGCUACACCGAGAGCGAUUCGGGGGAGCCUGACCACACACCCCUCUCCAACAGCACCUCCACGCAGCAAGGCAGCCUCUUCCGCCCCAAAGCCAGCAGGACUCCCACUCCCCAGACCCCUGCCAACCCUCCCAGCCAGCCUGGUACCCUCUAUCGCCCACCCAGCAGCCUGGCUCCUGGCUCCAGAGCCCCCAUCGCUGGAUUUUCUUCUUUUGUUUGAUAUUUAAACAGAAGCAAAAACAACCAGGAGGAAAAAAAAAACCAACAACAAGAAAAAGUAGGAAAAAAAAGGAGAGAGGGGAAAGAAAGAAAAGCCCCAAGAAAUUAAAGCAAAUGAAGAUAAGCAGCAAGGGGGAGAUGAUGAUGAGGAGGAAGCAGCCCCGGGGAUGGCAGCGGUGCCAGGCUGUGUGCUGUGGUGGGUAUUUGGCUUUCCUGGCCAAAUGCCCAGCACCUUCCCUGGGGCUGAGGAGCAGAUCCCAGCUCCCCUCCUUGGCCAAAGCUUUCUGCAUUCUGGACUCUUUGGUGGAGGUGGGGCCAGAGGAUGCCACAUAAUUGCACCUAACUUUUCCCUUGGCUGCCCCUGAGCUGCUGCCAGCCUUGCUGGGGUUCUAUGGGUGCUGCUGGGCUGGGGGUAGGGGCUCUCACCGUGCCAAACCCCAGCCCCUUGCCAGCCUCCAUUUGUGGCUCCCCCAGGGUAAGGGGCCAAGUGGUGGCACAGAGACUCUCAGCUGAGGAGGGGAAGAGGAUCUCUGCUGAUCAUAGAACCUCGGGACAUGAAACCCCCACCCUCGACCUCCUAGCCUCUGGGAGAAGUGGGCAGCCACCAUGCCAGGAACGUAUGGGACAAUUAAUUCCCCCUCUCCUUCGUGUCUGGCCCAACACAGCCUCCCCAGGACUUUAACCCCAGGAGAGCCCUGCUGGGGUGCACAUGGUGCUGAUGUCCCCCUCCCCAGUUUUGCACCCCAGGGUGAUGCAGGGGCUCUGGUGAGGGCUCUGACAGGACAAUGUGGUGACCAUAGCCACCCCUCUCACACUUCUCAUGGUUUGGGGUUUUUAAAUGGGCUUUGGUGCAGAGGCCAAGGAGCAUAAGGGGCAUGCAGGGGCAGCAGUGCCCGGGUGGAUCUGGAGGUGAUUUGGUGGUCUCUGCAUAGCAAAACCCUGCAGUGCCUACUGGUGAGUCAGGCACCAGCCUGGCAGGGCCAUGGUGCCCAGGCUGAGCUAAGGAAGGAUGCCAAUAAACAGCCUGAGGAUCA